UCAAACUCACCAACUCAAACAGUCCCAUCAUUUUAGGAACAGAAUCAAUGAACUAAAAAACAUAACCAAAUAAUAAAUAUUGAAAUGGCUCUUAUAAUUAUUAGCCCUUCCAUCCAUGUCCCAACCAACUUGAUAAAUAAAUGUAGUAGUGAAAACAGUCCUCUCACCUACACUCCCUUAACUUCACUCACUCUUUACCUCUCUCUACCUUCUCUUUCCCCCAUCUCUCUCUUUCUCUAAUGGCAACCACACCUUCACCAACAAAUGGAGAAGCAACAGAACCACUCAAAUACCAGACUCUGAUUUUGAAGGUCUCAAUACACUGUGAAGGUUGCAAGAAACAAGUCAAGAAAGCUCUUCAAAACAUUGAUGGUGUUUACAAAACCACUAUAGACUCUCAACUACACAAAGUCACUGUCACUGGCAAUGUUUCUGCUGAAACUCUUAUAAAAAAGCUCUUCAAAACUGGCAAACAUGCAGAGUUAUGGCCUCAAAUCAAGCUCAACAACACCAACAACAACAACCAAAACUCUACUCCAAACUCCAACAACAACAACAACAAUAACAAUAACAAUAACAACAAGAAUGGUGGUAAUGGUGGUGGUGGUGGUGGUGGUGGUGGGAAGAAGAACAAGAGCAAGAACAAGAAUGAAGACACAGAGUUGAAUGAAAACACAAAUGAAGAUGCUUCAAAACCACCAAAGAAGUCCAACAAGAUCACCGGAGAAACACCAACCAACACCGAAGAUUCCGGCAACUCAAAACCGAAGAAAAAGAAUCAGAAAGAGCCCGAGACCAAUGUCAAUACCGGCACUGCCACCGGAGAACAAGGAGUUCUUGAAAAUGCACAGAAAGUUAGUGUUGGCAAUGGAGGAAUGAGUUUGCCAAUAUACUUACCACCACCACCACCACCAGCGGCGGCGGCGCCGCCACCUCCGGCGUAUGUAAUGAGCUAUAAUACAAUGCAUCCAAGUGCUAGUUAUGGUGCAGCAGCAUAUUAUCCAAUGCCAGUGCAACACAAUGGGUAUGUUUUCUCCGGUGGUUACUAUGCACAACCACCACCACCACCGCCGCUAAUGAUCUCUUCUCCGGCGAUGACACCGGAAACAUAUCACCAAGUUUAUGAUGAAGACAAUGCAAGUGUUUGCAGUAUCAUGUGAGGUUGAAAUGUUGGUUUUUUUGGGUUAUAUUUUUCUUGUUUAGUUUUUGAACUGUUAUGGUUUUGAAAUUAAGUUAAGUUUCUUAAUUGAAUGCUCUAA
Molecule: messenger RNA, 1259 nt
Organism: Dioscorea cayenensis subsp. rotundata (Guinea yam)
Lineage: Eukaryota; Viridiplantae; Streptophyta; Magnoliopsida; Dioscoreales; Dioscoreaceae
Product: heavy metal-associated isoprenylated plant protein 36
Exons: 3
Coding region: 240-1160 (306 amino acids)
Molecular function (GO): metal ion binding
Source: RefSeq, a predicted model, not a curated record